CGCACGCCGGCCGGAGCGACAGCAAUCCCCAGCACGUGGCUCGAGACGACCUUCCCUGAGGGACUCGCUUCCCCUGCGCUCGCCCGUUGUGGGACCCGCGGCGCUACGAGGGAACGGCGUUGUGCAGUGUGACGGUGACGGUGUGACGGUGCGAGAGAAAGCAGGAUGAGUGACAAGCGCGAGGGCGGCGCGCCUCGCGAAGGCCGGGCCAAGGGCUUCGGCACGCAGAUCUUCGACUCGAAGAACAUGAAGGGGCGGCAGGCGGAGGCCGGGCGCCGCGUGCAGCCCUCGGCCACCGGCAAGCACGCCAACGACCCGCCCGACGGAGGGACCAUAGGCGGCCUGCCCCUGGGCGGCGGGGCGCGCGGGGGCCGGCGGGGCAGCGUCGGGGGGCGCCGUGGCAGCCAGGACAACGGGCGCCGCGGCUCCGUGGACGCAGGCAAAGGGCGUCGCGGCAGCGUGGACAGCGGGGACGUCGACAAGGACAAGGACAAGGACAAGGAGAAGGCGGACUCUACGGGGGCGGCGUCGGCGGGGCUGUCGGAGGACAGGGACUCCAUCAUCGAGAAGCAGCAGCGGCGCGCCAUCGCCCUCAGCCAGAAGGGCGACUGGCCCGCCCUCGAGCACUGCGUCAAGACCCUGGAACGCAUGGUGCCCGACCCGCCGUCCAUCCCGCCGCUGCCCUACCAUCCGCUCAGGGACAUUGUCGACGAGGCAACGGGUUACACGCCCCUGAUGUACGCAGCCCGGGAGAAUAAAAGCCAGUUCAUCGAGCGCCUCAUCGACCUCGGCUGCGAUCCUAACUUCAAAAAUAAGGAUGGGUACUCGGCGGUGCACCUGGCGGCCAUGUACAGCCGAGAGGACACCAUACGCCACUUGGUUCACAAAAAGGGGGACAUCAACGCCAUUGGUGGGCCCAGAGAUCAGACUCCGGCUCACCUGGUGGCCAGCCGCAGCACCGGGGCCGCCGUAGCCCUCAUGAAGAUGAUUCUUAUGCAUGCCAAACAUGACCUUAGGCUUACCAAGGAUAGCCGUGGCGACAUCCCCCUCUUCCUCGCCGUCGACGCAGGCAACCAGGGCCUGAGCAAGGAACUCCUCUUUCACCACGGACCCGAGCAAGUGAAAGCCAUAAGGGCGCACACGAAAGACACUGCCCUUCAUAUAGCCUGCAGAAGAAGGGAAACCGAACUCGUGAGGCUGUUGGUCGAAGCCGGAGCUAACACGGACGAAAAGAAUUCCGCGGGACAAACGGCGUUACACAUCGCUGCAGAGGAGGGAGAUGAGGCAACAGUCAAAUAUUUCUACAGUGUUCAUGUUAACCCGAACCAUACUGAUAAUGAUGACAAGACGCCCAUCCACAUCGCUGCCGAGAGAGGCUACACGCAGAUCGUGGACACCCUCGCCGAGAAGUUCAAGGCGUCCGUGAUGGACAGGACCAAGGACGGGUCGACGCUCGUGCACAUCGCCUCGCUCCACGGACACCCGGACACGGUCAUGACCUUCCUGAGGAAAGGAGUGCCGCUUCACAUGCCCAACAAGAGCGGUGCCAGAUGCAUUCACACGGCCGCCCAGAGAGGUCACGUGGGCGUGGUGAACGCCAUUCUCAACAAGGGAGAGCAUGUGGACGUCACUACUAAUGAUGGCUUCUCCGCCCUCCACGUGGCCGUCCAGUCGGGGAAGCCGGCGAUGGUGGAGGCGCUGCUCGGCCACGGCGCCAACCUCACCAUGCAAGGCGGCGCCGCCCGCGAGUCCGCCCUCCACCUGGCGGCGAGGGUGAAGGACGGAGAGAAGUGCGCCGAGAUGCUGCUCAAGUCCGGUGCGGACGCCAACCUGCCGAAGGACGACGGCCAGACGCCCCUCCACCUCGCCGCCUUCCACGGGAACCUCCUCACGCUCAAGCUGCUCCUCGAGGACAACGCCAACCCGUCGCUCCAGUCCAAGACUGGGGAGACGGCCCUCCACCUGGCCUGCUCGUCCUGUCGCGUGGAGGUGGUAAAGGCCAUCAUCGAGUACGUGGCCAAGAAGAGCGGGAAGGAGGCGGUGGCCAGGCUCAUCAAUAAGAAGAACAACCUGGGGGAGACGGCGUUGCACUACACGGCCAGAAUCAACAAGCAGAACACGACCUUCAAGGCUGGAGACGACCAAGAAAUUGCGCAGAUUCUUCUCUCCAACGGCGCCGAGAUGAUGGUUGCCACGACCAAGUCACAGGAAACUCCAGUCCAUUUCGUGGCAACAUCUGGCAACGAGGCAGUGCUCACCGAGAUGCUCCACUUCGCGCCGCACGACAAGAUCCAGCAGCUCAUGAACGCCCAGACGGCGACGGGACGGUCCCCGCUCUUGAACGCGUCCGACCACGGCCACGAGGGCAUCGUCACGACCCUCCUCGACCACCAGGCCAGAGUGGAUGUGUUCGACCACGAUGGCAAGGCGGCGCUCCACCUGGCGGCCGAGCACGGCUACAGAUUGGUUUGCGACGCCCUCCUGCAGCACAAGGCCUUUGUCAACGCCCGAAGCAUGACAGGUCUGACAGCUCUUCAUCUCGCUGCCAUGAAAGGCUUCAACGGCCUCGUACAAAUUCUCAUCACGCACCACGCGGCGCAGAAGGAGGCAUUGACGCUGUCGAAACAGACGCCCCUCCACCUGGCGGCCGAGGCGGGGAAGCUGGAGGUCUGCGACACCCUCCUCCAGCUGGGCGCCGACACCAACGCCACCACCGACGGAGGGCAGAAGGCGAUACACUUGGCCGCCAUGAACAACUACUCGGAGGUCGUCAAGCUCUUCCUCAAGACGUCGCCUGACCUCGUGACCACGGCGGAUAAGGACGGAAACACGUGCGCCCACAUCGCCGCCCUCAAAGGAUCCGUCGACGUGUUGCGCGAGCUGAUGCGCCACAACCGGGGCGUCGUCAUCAACGGCAGGAACCGCGUCGGGGACUCAACGCCGCUCCACCUCGCCGCAGAAGGAGGACACGCCAAGCUCGUCAAGUUCCUGAUCGAGAACGGAGCUUCGCCCAAAGCGGAGAAUGCGUCAGGGUUCACUGCGGUUCAUAUCGCAGCCAGAUACGGCCACAUCCAAGUGCUUGACACGCUAAGAGAAGUCACUAGUUUAAGGAUCAUUAGUAAAAAGCUUGGACUUUACGCUCUUCAUAUCGCCGCUCAUUAUGGACAGUCAGAAAUCGUCAGAGAGCUCCUCUCGCACAUUCCCGCCACCAUAAAGUCGGAGCCGCCCAUCCUCAGCGGCGGCCGCCCAUUCCUCCCCGACCUAGGGGCGGAGGCGGACCUCACGCCCUUGCAUCUGGCCGCCCACCAGGGCAACGAGGGCGUCGUCAGAAUCUUGUUCAACAUCCCGGGCGUCCAACCUGAUGUUUCUUCCAGGCUCAAUGGCUACAUCCCCCUCCAUCUUGCGUGCAUCGGCGGCCACACGUCCGUGGUCGGGUUGCUGCUCUCCAAGUCGACCAAACAGGUGGCCAAAACGGACAAACGCGGACGGACAGGACUACACAUAGCAGCUAGCCAUGGGCAUUAUAACAUGGUGGCGCUACUUAUGGGCCAAGGGGCGGAGCUCGCAGCCAAGGACCGGGACGGCCUCACGCCCCUCCACUACUGCGCGAGGGCGGGCCACUUGGGCGUCGUCAAGUUACUGGUCGAGGCCGGGGCGUCGCCCGAGGAUAAGUCUUCGGAAGGCAAAACUCCGAUUACGUUUGCCGUGGCGAGUGAACAUGUUGAUGUCUACUCUUAUCUUAUCAACAAGAAGCACGAUUCUUACAAGCUGUUGGAGGAUAAGAAGUACGUCCACGACCUGACCCUGAUGAGCAAGAAACACGACCACAAACCUCUGGAAGAGUUCAUCCUAAGGUCACCGGCCCCCGUUGACCUCGCUACCAAGUUGGCGCAUACCCUCCUCAUUCUCUCCGAUAAGGAGAAAGAGAGUAGCAAAGACCUGCUGGAAGCCUCCCUGUUCAGCGAGGCCCUGGCGACGGAGCUGGUGGCCAUUUCCUCUGCGUCAGCGUCUCCCGGCCUCAUCCUCCGGGCGGUGGACAACAGAAACGUCGUUCUGCUGGACUCCCUGAUCGAGCACGAGCAGAAGGAGGUGAUCGCCCACCCGGCCGUGCAGCGCUACCUGACGGACGUGUGGAUGGGCAGCCUCGACUGGCCCAACUGGAAGAUGAGCGCCGUUUUCUUCGCCUUUCUCUUCCUGCCGCCCGUCUGGAUUUUCUUUAGCAUGCCGCUCGGACACAUGUACAACGAAGUUCCCAUCGUGAAGUUCCUCGCCUAUCUGGUCUCGCACGUGUAUAUGCUUCUGCUCAUGAUAGUUACCACAGUCACCCCUUUGAGCCCAAUAUGGGAGAACACAAGCCUCAUGCCUAAUUGGUACGAAUGGAUGCUGCUCCUGUGGCUGAGCGGGAACCUGGUGAUGGAGCUGACCAACCCCGGGGACAUCGCCGGCCUGGGGUGGAUCAAGGUGUUCGUUCUUGUGUUCUCUGGCUUCGGCGUCCUCGUCCACCUCAUCGGGUUCUUCUACCUGGGCGAGACGGAUGUGCUGCUCGAUAUGCUUUAUAUUAGGAACAACUUCCUGGCGCUGGCCAUGCUGCUGGCCUCCGUGCAGCUCCUGGACUUCCUCUCCUUCCACCACCUGUUCGGGCCCUGGGCGGUCAUCAUCGGCAAGCUCAUGGUAGACUUGGGCAUGUUCUUGGUCAUCCUGAUCAUCUUCGUGUUCGGCUUCUCCCUCUACGUGGCUGCCAUCUACAACCCCAUCCGGCCGAUCUACACGGAGCUCAACAACACGCAGGUCGGCACCGGAUAUCCUCCGUCAGAGGCGCCCAUUCAGACCCCCUUCCAGACGGGCGAGAUGCUCUUCUUCUCCCUCUUCGGCCUCGUUGAACCCGACUACAUGCCGCCAUUCUACAGCCACCCGCCGUGGGCGCAGACGCUCAUGAAGCUCGUCUUCGGCAUCUACCAAAUGGUCACGGUGGUCGUGCUCAUCAACCUCCUGAUUGCUAUGAUGUCCGACACGUACCAGCGCAUCCAGGCCAAGAGCGACACCGAGUGGAAGUUCGGCCUCGCCAAGCUCAUCCGCAACAUGAGUCGCACGUCGGGCACGCCGUCGCCUCUCAACCUCGUCGUCAAGUUCACGGUCUACGUCAUCGCCUGCUUCAAGUUCAAGUGUAACCUGUGCUCUGAGCGGGCGAUGGAGUACAUGAGGACGGAGGGGCGCCCCGAGGACCCCCAGCAGGCGGACAUCAAGGCGGAGUUCGGCGGAGGAUGGAUCAAGAAACUGCGCUCCAGGAGUAAGGCCAGCAUCAUGCCCCAGAGCACAGAGAACCUGGUUCCAAUGAGCAACAUGGAAGGGCCACAGGGUGUUCGCAGGAUCGAGAACGUGAUCAAGUGGAGCCGCGUCGUGAACCGGUACCGGGCAAUGCACCAGAAAGAGGCGCUGCCCGGAGAGGAGCGGCAGGACAUGCCCAUGGACUCGGUGCAGGAUCUCCAGGAGGCCGCGCUCCUCAACGGCGGGCCGGAGACCGAGCCAGCUUCUACGGCUUAA
Messenger RNA from Penaeus chinensis, 5541 nucleotides. It is a transcript of the gene nompC, whose product is annotated as serine/threonine-protein phosphatase 6 regulatory ankyrin repeat subunit A-like. Gene Ontology annotation, molecular function: calcium channel activity; protein binding. The transcript is spliced from 32 exons. The record is from RefSeq and is a predicted model, not a curated record. Gene Ontology annotation, biological process: calcium ion transmembrane transport; GPI anchor biosynthetic process. NCBI's taxonomy places the organism in Eukaryota, Metazoa, Arthropoda, Malacostraca, Decapoda, Penaeidae. Gene Ontology annotation, cellular component: glycosylphosphatidylinositol-N-acetylglucosaminyltransferase (GPI-GnT) complex; membrane. Bases 166 to 5541 code for a protein of 1791 amino acids.